AUGCUGGUUGCAGUCCUUUGGGCGGUCUCCACGCUCGCACCGGUGCUCGCUCUGCCCUCGGUUUCGGCGGAGUCCUGUAGCCCUGCAAGGGACGAGGUUUUGGACGAGGUGGUCGCCCUGCAGCUGAAGAGCGAGAACCAGGUGGUCCAAAAGAGGGAGGAAGGAAGCGCAUCAGUGGAGUCGGACUGGCGCUGGAUGCCGAAGCGCUGGAUGCCGAAGCGGCCCGGGUUGGGGCCUCAGAGGCGCCAUGGCCGCGCUGGCCAUGGCCGCGGUCCGAGGUGGCCGAAAGUGCACCGUCGGGGACGAGGACGAAACUUGAGAUGGCGCAGGAGGGCGCUUCGCCCAAGGACGUCCACGGUCUGCUUGAGGUUCUCCUUCAUCAAUGCACUGAACGGCGAGGGGACCAUUACAGGAGUCGUAAGGGGAUUGAAGUGUUCCUCGGGCUCGGAGACAACUUCCAAAGCUGAACAGGUGGAAGUUUUGUCCAAUACUGAGAACUGGAACGACCCUCCAAACAGUGGAGUUGGAAACUACGUAGGAAAUGGCUAUGACGUGGCACGGUCCAGAGACAAUAGCUGGACACUUGACACAAGCUGCAACCCGACGAAAUUCCGCUUCUUUGCCUUUAACAAAGAGGAGGCCAAUCCUGGACCCCCUGCAGAUGCGACGCUCCUUAUCUCCAGCUAUCCACCCAAAAUGGGAGCCCUUGGACAUAGGUAUCCGGACCUCUACGGGAAAGACAUGACGGAACAGGAUUAUGAUCUGGCCUUCGAGCAGAUGCCCUGCAACUAA
This is a messenger RNA of Symbiodinium necroappetens, 792 nucleotides long. The record is from the annotation of a GenBank genome assembly. NCBI's taxonomy places the organism in Eukaryota, Dinophyceae, Suessiales, Symbiodiniaceae.